CAACCCGAACCUCCCAGAUUACUCUCCAUCCUUUCCUUUUUAGCCCUACCGCUCACUUUACCUUUAAGGCCUCCUUGCUAGCUUGCUGCUAGAAAACCAGAAAGAAAGCUCUUCAGUCUUCACACGAAACUAAAUUAAAUAUGGACGAUCCGGUCAAGUCCUUCAAGGGCUAUGGCAAGGUAGAUGAGCUUGAAGAGCAAGCUUUCCGGAAAAGGACGCGUAGGCGUCUGUUCAUCCUCGUUAUCUCCUCCAUCGUCUUGUUGACGGUGGUCGUUGGUGCUGUUUCCGGGAUUUUGAUACACAGGCGUAACAACUCAUCGCACUCAUCUAGCCCGGCUCCGGCAACCGAGUUGACUCCUGCUGCGUCACUUAAAACGAUGUGCGGCGUGACUCAGUAUCCGAACUCGUGCUACUCCAGCAUCUCCUCCCUGGACGCCACCAACACCACCAACCCAGAGGUCCUCUUCAAGCUCUCUUUGCGCGUCGCCAUCAAAGAGCUCUCCAAGAUCGCCGACGAAUUACCCGCCAAGCUCCUUGCUGGGACCAACGAUACCAGAGUCAGAGAUGCUCUAAUCGUCUGCCAAGGCCUUUUCCAAGAUGCGGUGGACCGUCUCAAUGACUCGAUAUCAUCCGUGGAAGUUGGUCUUCAGGGUGAGAAGCUCAAUGACUCGAAAAUCAGUGACAUGAAGACGUGGCUGAGCACCACCAUCACCGACCAAGAAACCUGCUUGGACGCACUCCAAGAAAUCAACUCCACACUUCUCGAAAACGUGAAGACCGCCAUUCAGAACUCCACCGAGUUUACCAGCAAUAGUUUGGCCAUUGUGGCCAAGAUUCUAAGUUUACUAACCAACUUCAACACUCCCAUACAUCGGAGGAGGCUGCUUGGGUUCGGAGGGAAAUUUCCGGAUUGGGUUAACUCGGGUGAACGGAGAUUACUGGAGGAAUCCAACCCAACGGCGAAUGUAACGGUAGCAAAGGACGGGAGCGGAGACUACACGACGAUCAAAGCAGCGGUGGCGGCGGUGCCAAAGAAAAGCGAAACGAGAUUUGUGAUACAUGUAAAGGAAGGAAAGUACUUGGAGAAUGUGAUACUGGACAAGCACAAGUGGAAUGUGAUGAUGUAUGGGGAUGGGAAGACGAAGACCAUAGUCUCCGGCAGCUUGAACUUUGUGGAUGGCACUCCCACCUUCUCCACCGCCACUUUCGCUGUUGCAGGGAAGGGCUUCUUUGCAAAAGAUAUGGGGUUCAUUAACACUGCAGGUGCUGAAAAGCACCAGGCAGUGGCACUCAGGUCCGGCUCUGAUCGCUCGGUGUUCUACCGGUGCUCGUUCGAUGGCUUCCAGGACACCCUCUACGCCCACUCCAACCGUCAGUUCUACCGUGACUGUGACAUUACCGGCACCAUCGACUUCAUCUUUGGCAAUGCAGCCGUGGUGUUCCAGAAUUGCAACAUACAACCGAGACAGCCCCUACGAAACCAAUUCAACACCAUCACGGCUCAGGGAAAGAAAGACCCAAAUCAGAACACUGGAAUCUCAAUCCAAAAAUGCUUCUUCUCUCCCCUGGAUAAUAAUCUCACAGCUCCAACUUACCUUGGUAGGCCGUGGAAAGUCUACUCCACCACCGUCAUCAUGCAGUCUGAAAUUGGGGCAUUCUUGAAUCCGUUGGGCUGGAAGGAAUGGGUCGCCAACGUUGAGCCGCCAGGCACCAUUUUCUAUGCAGAGUACCAAAACACUGGGCCUGGAUCGACUGUAGACCAAAGGGUCAAAUGGGCUGGUUUCGAGCCCUCCCUAACCGCAGACGUGGCCGGGAAAUUCAGUGUGGAAUCCUUCAUACAGGGUAGCGACUGGUUACCAGAAACAAAUGUGAAUUUUGAUUCAUCUUUAUGAUCCGAAAAUAGGGUUUGAGAUGUUUGAUUCCCAAGAAUUUUUUCUUUUCCGACACAAGUUUUGUACACGCUAAUAGUAAUUAUGGUUUUCCUUGUUUGUAACAUCUUAAUUUGUAUUAUACACGAACCCCUGGCAAUUUUUACUAUGAAGAAUGUAUGAUACAAACAAUACAUUUCACAGCAUAGAAUAUUUUUUGUAAAA
Carya illinoinensis is the source of this 2093-nucleotide messenger RNA. RefSeq names its product pectinesterase 3-like. The transcript is spliced from 2 exons. Lineage: Eukaryota; Viridiplantae; Streptophyta; Magnoliopsida; Fagales; Juglandaceae. Gene Ontology annotation, biological process: cell wall modification. The coding region runs from base 141 to 1892 and encodes 583 amino acids. Gene Ontology annotation, molecular function: pectinesterase inhibitor activity; pectinesterase activity. The record is from RefSeq and is a predicted model, not a curated record.